AUUAAAACUGAUAGUUUUAAUAGUGAGGCUUCCAAAUCAAAACAAUGCACGUAACAACAAUCCACAAAACGUUACAAAACAAAUCAUAAACAAAUCAAUCGAUUUCACUUUCCGAUUUUUUGACUUUGUUUAUGCUGAAUUAUGAUUGGCGAGUCGUUCUCCCUUUCUUAUCUAGACCAAUCAGUGAUCGGCUCUUUUUGACAGUCAAGAGAAAACAAAAAUAAAAAUACCUACUACAAUUUUCUUCAUGUGAGCUACUCUGCCUUGUUCGAUUUCUUGGUUUUUAACGAAAUUGAUCGCGUUUUCUUCUAAAAACAAUUGAUUCAAAGGCUUCUUUCUGUACAUGGUGCAUCAUUAUCGUCAGAUCGUGGUGAACGUGACAUAUUGGCGACGAAUUAUGUUGAAAAACAAGUGUGACGUCACAAUUUUUAUCAGCUGAGGAGUCGGGUAGUGCAAGGAAGGGUCGGAACAAAACAAACAAUAUGGGAGGCGCCGUGAGCUCGGGCAGGGAUAACAACGAGUUGAUCGACAACUUAGUGAGCAGCAACUACAUCCGGUCACGGGAUGUGGAGCGAGUGUUCAGGGCGCUGGACCGCGCGGAUUACAUGACGCGGGAUGCUCGGGACCAGGCCUACAAAGACCUGGCGUGGCGGCACGGCCCGCUGCACCUCUCCGCGCCCUGCAUCUACAGUGAAGUGAUGGAAGGCCUGGAGCUGUCCCCGGGGCUGUCGUUCCUGAAUGUUGGCUCGGGUACAGGCUACCUCAGCACCCUGGUGGGGUUGAUCCUGGGCUCCAGCGGCAUCAGCCAUGGGGUGGAAGUGCAUCCCACGGUGGUUGAAUACGCUAAUAAAAGGCUCGGACAGUUCAUAGAGAACUCUCCAGUUCUGGAUGAAUUUGAUUUUUGUGAACCUAAAUAUUAUCAGGGCAAUGGACUGUGCAUAGCACCAUUGGGAGCACCCUAUGACCGGGUUUACUGCGGUGCCGGAUGCCCAGAGGAGUACCAGAAUUACUUCAAACAGCUCAUCAAGGUGGGUGGUAUUCUAGUGAUGCCCCUGAACGACAACCUUGUUCAGGUGAAGAGAGUUGGCGAGUCGGAGUGGACAUCGCGCAGCGUCCUUAACGUUUCGUUCGCGACGCUGCGCGUGCCCACGAAGGAGGAGGCAGGGGAUCUUAUUAGAUUGGAAGAACAGUGCCCCGCGCGUCUCCAAACCCUCUGCCGCGGCAUGGUCCGCUCGGCGCUCCGCGGCGGCGUGUGGCGGCGCCACCCCGAGCUGCGCGCGCCGCCGCCGCGCCCGCCGCCCGCCAAGAAGCCGUGCCCGAGGCGGAUCUGUAUACCUAUUGAGGACGAGAGUGACGUCGAGGGCCUAAACGCACUACACGACCUAGACCGCAACGGCGGCGCGGGCGAGAUGAACGCAUUACUGUCCCUGGUGUUGAGCAUGGGCCCGUCCCGUGUCGCCGGCGCCUUAAGGUUCGACGCGCCCUCGGACGACACCUCAGACGACAAUCCUGAUGACUCCACCGAUCAGCGGGCGGACGACGCCACCCCGCCGCGCUCCCCCGGCUCGCCGCGCGGCGCCUCCGAGCCGGGCGCGGGCGGGGCGGGGGGAGGGGCGGGGACGGGGGGAGGGGCGGCGGCGGGGGGAGGCGCGCGCGCGCGCUCGUGGGGCCGCGCCGAGCGCCGCCCCUGCCGCGGCAUGCUCACCUUCGAGCUGCGCGACGACGAGAGGCCCAGGGCGCAGGCCGAUGACGCUGGCGCUCAACCGGAACCAGUCCCAUCAGCCAGCAGAACACAGUCCACCCCGGCAGACGCCGCUGACAAACCCCUCGACGAAGACGGCACGCCCGAACGCGACACGAGAAGCGACGGCGACAUAGACAGGACGCGCGACAGGAGCCAGACGCGCGACAGCGACAGGACUUCUCAGUCACAGACGGACAGACAGGACAGGCCAGGACAGGGGAGGGACAGGCGCAGGCGGCGCAGGGACCCACACAGCGACGAUGACCAGGAUGAGAUGCCGGCUGAGGUCGAGAUAUACUUGGGGAAGAUGGGCGGUGGCGAAGCCACGACGUCCCGGGAGAUGGACUGGGACGCGGACGAGGAGGAAGUCGAGGACGACGAACCGGAGGAGGACACCGAGACCGAGCAAGCGAGCCUCGAGGCCGACGGCGAGGCCGAGGCCGGCUCCUCGGCCAGCGCCGACAAACCGCCGCGGCAGAAGCUAGAUAGUGGCAUAGGUGAAAUGACGCCUUCAGCGGAUUCCUCCCCGAUCAGCACGGGCUACGAGGCCGGCAGCUCUCGCCGCUCCGGUCAGGAUUCUGACACCGGCUCCAGGACUACAGGCCGCCGCCGCCGCCAAAAGCGCCACUUCACCCGGCGCUCCUCGGGCUCCGGGGACUCCGGCACGUCGGACUCGUCCACCGGCCGCCGCCACAAGCGACGCGCGUCCGACGGCGGCGACGCGAGGCGCGUACGACUCUCUAUACUUAUGAAAAGAUCGGUCAAAGAGCUGCCGUUACCUUACGCCCUUAAAAAGUACGUUAAUCUUGGCCGUUGCUUCGAAUUUUAAGUAUAAAUUUACCGAAAACACGCUCGAUCUACUAAAUGUUAUAUGCUAAGAAAGUUAUCAGCAGCUGUUUUGAGUUAAGGCACUACUAAAUACAUACCACCAUCUUCGAGAAAAGUACUAAAACAGAGC
Messenger RNA from Cydia fagiglandana, 2702 nucleotides. RefSeq names its product protein PRRC2A-like. The coding region runs from base 483 to 2573 and encodes 696 amino acids. Lineage: Eukaryota; Metazoa; Arthropoda; Insecta; Lepidoptera; Tortricidae. Gene Ontology annotation, cellular component: cytoplasm. Gene Ontology annotation, biological process: protein modification process. The record is from RefSeq and is a predicted model, not a curated record. The transcript has 11 exons. Gene Ontology annotation, molecular function: protein-L-isoaspartate (D-aspartate) O-methyltransferase activity.